AUGAUAAGGUCACUCACAUCCAACUGUUGGUUCUACAGGGCUGUGCUGAAGAAUAACAUUGGCAAAGACUUGUCUAAGAUACCCAUGCCCGUGAUGAUGAACGAGCCGCUGUCUAUGUUGCAGCGUCUCAGUGAAGACCUGGAAUACUCACAUCUGCUGGACAAGGCAGCCAAAUGCACCACCACACACGAACGGAUGUGCUACAUCGCAGCGUACACAGUCUCUAGUUACGCCACCACCUACUACCGCACCAACAAACCCUUCAACCCCAUGCUGGGCGAAACAUAUGAGCUGGACUUGUCGCAAGACAAAUCAUACGGAUGGAAGACCAUAGCUGAGCAAGUAAGUCAUCACCCACCCAUUGCAGCAAUGCACACAGAGAGCAACGAGUGGGAGAUGUGCCAGCAGUUUAGCAUGUCCUCCAAAUUCAGAGGCAAAUACCUGUCCAUUAUACCCACGGGUGUUUCUUGGAUCCGAUUCAAAAAGACAAACGAGAAGUACUCGUGGACCAAAGUGACUACCUGUGUGAACAAUAUCAUCAUCGGCAAACUGUGGAUAGACCAGUACGGCGAUAUGGUAAUCAAAUCACACACAACGAAUGACGUCGCCAAGAUAAAGUUCGUGCCGUACAGUUAUUUUUCGAACACCACGCCUCGAUCGGUAGUCGGAACUGUAGAAGACGGUAACGGCAAUGUGGCCUACAAUCUCAACGGCACCUGGGACAUCUCUAUGAGUCACUCGCCUGUGAACGACCCCAAGAAUAUCACGACGGCCUGGACGGUGAACAAGCUGCCUGACAAUGCAGAUAAGAUGUAUGGCUACGGCUACUUUGCCUGUGUGCUCAACGAUCCCCAAGGCGCUGUUGGGGUAGCGCCCACAGACUCCCGACUUAGACCGGACUUGCGUGCUUUAGACUCGCAAGUGUAUGACCUGGCGGAAGCCGAGAAGCUCCGACUGGAAGAGAAGCAGCGGACCACACGGAAGUACCGAGAGCAGCAAGGGAUUAGUUACACACCCGCCUGGUUCAAGCCAACCAUGGAUCCAGAUACCGAACGACCGAUACACGCCUUCACGGGUGAGUAUUGGAAGCAGAAGGAGGCCGGAGAUUGGUCGAAUAGCAACUUAAUAUACUAAACAGUACAAGCGGAAACCAGCCACAAGUGUACUCUACAAAAAAAGGCAGUGUAGCACUAACCCACGCUUGUCGUAUAGUCCGUAUCACUGUACAACAGUAAUCCUGCUGAAUACAGUGGCACAGGUAGUAGUCUGUGGUCACUUAUGAAGUAUCGAUAUAAACCUUAUACCGUGUCGAAUCGAGUGUGCGUCAUAGAAGGGCUCUCUCACCAAUCGACCGUGUUCGGCAAGCGAGAUGUACGCAUUGCAACUGCGACAGAGUGUGUAGUGUAUGUGUACAGACCUGCUUCUCGUUAUCAUUCAACAUGGGCAGCUCAUGGUUAGGUUGCAUAUAUGUAUUGCACCCAUCCAGUCGCCUCGGCUUGUGCAUUGCCAACUUCGAACUCGACGACCAGAAACGCAGACUGAAGACAACAACCACCUGCAAAUGAGGUGAACACAUAACAUUGUACACACGAAAGAAAACAACCACCUGAAAAUGGGGUGAACACACAACAUUGUACACACGAAAGACAACAACCACCUGCAAAUGGGGUGAACACACAACAGUGUACACACGCUCGCUGUGUGGAACGCAUGGCUGAAAACAACAACGAUAAAUAAACGAGCGACACACCCCC
This is a messenger RNA of Sphaeroforma arctica JP610, 1754 nucleotides long. RefSeq lists its product as hypothetical. Gene Ontology annotation, molecular function: sterol binding. The record is from RefSeq and is a predicted model, not a curated record. Lineage: Eukaryota; Ichthyosporea; Ichthyophonida. Bases 1 to 1134 code for a protein of 377 amino acids. Gene Ontology annotation, cellular component: intracellular membrane-bounded organelle; cytosol; membrane. The transcript is spliced from 9 exons.